GGCUACUUCCGUAUCAUGGGCAUCGCAACAACGCGCUGGUGGGGAUUUUGAGACCAUCCGAAAUGAUUUCCUUUCUAUGUUUUGCGGGGCACUGUUCUAUGGUCUCUAUCUUGCUCUAUUCACUCUUUCUACUUAUUUUUUAUGUCGUCGAGGGCUCUUUCAUUCGCGAGUGCUCAUGGCAUUAUGGUCUGCGACCAUCAUCAUGUUUGCGACCUCGACAAGCUAUAUAGGACUGGGACUUGCUAGCACGGUGUACCGAAUAUGGGUGGUGUUGAAUUCUGGGGAUGUUGCUGUAUCUUCUCCGAGUUCCCCACUGGUGACACGCAUUUUGAACGCGCAGAUGUAUUUGCCUAUCAUCAAUUUCAUCGUGAGUGACGCAAUAGUCAUAUGGAGGGCGUGGGUGCUGUGGGAACGUCGCGUUAUCGUCUUGCUGCUGCCAGCGAUAUUUUUUGCGGGCACUAUUAUUUCGGCGAUUAUCAGUGCAGUGCAUGACGUUGAUGUGAAAGUCUCUGUGUCAUCAAAUCCGGAUUACAAGGUUGUCGUGCUGGGGAAAAUUGUAGUAUGGUCAUUGACCAUCGCCACCAAUCUAUUAGCUACGUUGUUGGUCGCGUGGAAAGCAUGGCAACAUCGGCGAGUGAUCAAGAAGAAUCUGGGCAAAGAGACUAGAAGGACCAGGGUCGAAAAAAUCCUAGCCCUUCUCAUCGAGUCCGGCUUCCUGUAUUGUAUCAUCUGGAUCUUGUACAUUGCCGCCAACUUUGAAGUUUUCGGCGACGUUGGCAGACAGAUCAUGAUGAGCAUCAUGGUGCAAAUCACGGGCAUAUAUCCCACCCUGGUCGUAGUCUUGGUGUCUCUGCAGCGUACAUCCUUGGAUGAGACCACCAACGAGCUUCUAUCCCGCCCUCAGUUUGCCACGUUCGGCACCCAUAGCAUCAUGACCACAACGGACUCAUCGACGCUAUCACCUAGUCCGGACAGAUUGAUGUCUCCUCUUGAGACUCUCUUUGCACACGAGACAUCGAAGGAAGGAUACGUCGCAUAGCUGGAGCUCUCUAAUACAAGGUUGGAGAACUAUCCUCCGGUCUUGUGUACCAUCUUCAAAGCUGAAGGAUGCAUGUAACACGUACGGAUACUCAUGUAACCACGUCACAGUCACCGACCUUGUCUGACUU
Molecule: messenger RNA, 1169 nt
Organism: Heterobasidion irregulare TC 32-1
Lineage: Eukaryota; Fungi; Basidiomycota; Agaricomycetes; Russulales; Bondarzewiaceae
Exons: 8
Coding region: 203-1039 (278 amino acids)
Source: RefSeq, a predicted model, not a curated record